AGUCCGCACUCCGCAGUAUUUGACUAACGAUCACGUCGGUCGCACGUUGUCAACUUUCUGGCAGAUGAUAAGCGUCUGUGUAAUUCCUACAUGACGCCUUCCGGACUGUUCAAGUUGUUUGUGUAAAUAAACAAAAGAACUGCGUUUGCUGACUCACCGCAAUGAAAUAAGGUUGAAAGCUGCAUUAAUUUCUGUUGAGAGACCAGGACGACGUUUGUUUUAUUUCAACAACAUGAUCUUCAGUGCGUGUGCAAAGUGUUUGUGAUUAUCAAUGACAAGUUAAAGUUCUAGAUGAUGAAGCGCGCUUAAUCGGCAACAGUUCGGUACCUUGACUGAUAUGAACUCUGACGUGCACCGUCAUCAGGCGCAUCCGCCGUUAUCUCAGCACGGCGUGCACCCCGGCGGUCAGGGCGUGGGCCCCUGCGGGUGGUACUCGGCGUCAGCUGCGCCGCCCACCGCGCCCGCGAGGGUCAAGCGUGCUCAGCCGCCGCAUCAACUACCGUCUGGAGGCGGUGUCGGCAAUAAUGGUCCCCACGCUCCUCUAUCGCCCACCGCUUUGCAGAAUUCCAUUCAACAUAAUAAUGUGAUGUCGUCAUCCGUGCGUGCGCCCGCGCCGGUUGGCCCCGCCCCUUCGGUGAUGCACACGUCGCAGACCGGUGUGCUCCCAAAAGGCCCAAGCGAUGUUUUGGUGAACACGUCAAAUCAGAAUCCUCCGCCAGCAGCAAACCGCCUCAUCAAUAUGACGCAAUAUCCAUGGCACCACGGCGCGAUAUCCCGCGAGCGCGCGGAGGCGUUGCUCUCGGGAUCGCCAGAUGGCGUAUUCCUGGUGCGCGAGAGUACUAACUUUCCCGGAGAUCAUACACUCUGCGUACGUUUCAGAGGACGAGUGGAACAUUACAGAGUAAAAUGGGCAACAGUACCAGAUAGUCAAAACCAACGGCUGACAAUUGAUGAUGAAGAGUUCUUCGAUAACAUGACGGAUCUCAUACAUCAUUACCUGAAAGACGCUGAUGGGUUAUGCACAAAGCUAGUCCGCUGUCUGCCAAAAGCAUCUCCGAAUGGUGCCAACAAUAACAAUGUCAUGCAACCCUUCUCACCGCUGCCUGCACAACCGCCGCCAUACCCAGCUACGCCGAGCGUGUCCCACGCCUUGAGCUCGGGCCAUUUCCCGCACGCCUACAACACCCAAGUGCCCAUCGACCAGCCUGACGGAAUCAUUCCGCCCCAGAAGUUUGUCGAUGCCCGCUGGAUAAUAGCAGAACGCGAUUUGGAGAUUCGUGAAAAUAUCGGCAAAGGUGAAUUUGGUGAUGUGAUGCUGGGCAUCCUAAACGGUACACAGAAGGUCGCUGUCAAGAUUCUGAAAGAUAAAGAGGCAGCCAGCAAAUUCCGCGCAGAAGCCAGUGUUAUGGCGUCCCUUAAGCACGAGAAUCUAGUCCGUCUGCUGGGCUGCGUGGUGUUCGGCUCGAACGGCAGCACUUGCAUCGUGACUGAGCAUUGUGCGCAGGGCUCACUUCUCGAUUACUUGCGCAGUCGCGGACGGCAUUACGUCACGCAAAGGGAUCAGAUUGAUUUUGCAUAUGAUGCCUGUUGCGGCAUGGAGUAUCUGGAACGCCAACGAGUGGUCCACCGCGACUUGGCAGCACGUAACGUGCUCAUAUCUCAAGAGGGAACCGCUAAAGUCGCGGACUUUGGCCUCGCACGUAGUGAUGCGACGCCCGACGACCCGGCGGAUGCGUUGAGAGUACAGGCGAAGCUGCCCAUUAAAUGGACUGCGCCAGAGGCCCUCAAGUAUAAUAAAUUUUCCAACAAGUCUGAUAUGUGGAGUUUUGGUAUUCUUCUGUGGGAGAUAUAUUCAUUUGGGAGAGUGCCAUAUCCUCGAAUACCGCUGGCCGAGGUGGUGCGUCAUGUGGAGCGCGGGUAUCGCAUGGAGGCCCCCGAGGGGUGCCCGGGGGGACCUUACGAAGUGAUGCGAGCUGCGUGGCACGCCGACCCCACUCAUAGACCCACCUUCGCGCAGACGCGUCUACGCCUCGCUUCAAUUAGGGACGCUGCGCAUGCGCACCAGUGAAUAAGAAACAGCAAGAUUAUAAAGGUUUCAACAUAGAAAAAAAUGUACAAGUUAAAAUGAGGGCGCUGUGAAGAUGGUAACUGUAUUUUAUAUAAUUAUUAAUGAUCUAAAUAAGUACUAAAUUAUUUUUUUAAUUUUACUUUAGACCUCGUAAAUAGCCGAUCUAACCGACUGGUGUGAUUAUCCGGGGCUUUUAGUAAAGAUCUCGUGCUAUUUCAUUCACUUUUUUUAACAAAAACCAAGGAGUGCAAAUUAUUUUGAUAUGCAUCUAAUAUAUUAAACAUAUAAAUACAGUCUAUACAAUAUUCACUAAUAAUUAAGAUAAUAUAAUACGCACUAAAAGCCCAUUAUUUUCGAAGGCCUAAAUUUAUUCUUGGAUAUUCUUGUACAUAAGUCUGGGCGCAUACACUAUCACCUUAUUCAUAAAAAAAUAAUUGGCAAAUUUUAUGAAAUUUCUCUUUUGUCUCUUUGUAUGAAAUGGUGUUUACGCCGUGAUGAAAAGAGAUACUUUUUUUUAUUAAAGCGGUGCAAUUAGGUAUUGUUUGUUUUCAUGAAUAAGAGGGUACAUGUUAAUUUUAUUCAAACGUUGCGCCCAUACUUUUUUCACUGACUACCGUACGCCUUAAAUGGUACUGUCUAGUCAAUAUAAUGUUUGUAGUGUCGUUUGUAUGUUGAUUACCCAAAAGGGACUGGAAAUUAUCUCUAAGCACAUGUUAAUUUGUGGAGCUAUACAAAUCUGACACUGAAAUUAUUUCGGGUGAUGAGCAAGAUAUUUUUGUCUUACUUCAAUAAAUAUUUCUAACCUAUAUUACAAUGAGAAUAAGGCACUGAGAUAAAUAUAUACCUUAAAUUAAAAAAAUAUUAUAUUUGUAUGUAUUUUUCAUUAACUAAAAAUAGAUUGAAGUGAGACAGAAUGUUUAUUGUCCAAAUGUAUACGGAUUUCUUUGUUAUUUCUACUAUUGUAUGUAUUUAGGAUUUCAUUCCUUUAAAGACUUAAGUCUGAUAUUUGUUUGUGCAUUUUAAGAAAAUCUGCGUCGAAUGUGAUAGAUUGGUGUGCACUGUGUCGUAGAUGUAUAUUGUGUGCUUAGUUUUGGGGUAAAAUGUUGCAUAUUAUGUCAACUUAAGGUUGUGUAUUAAAAAUUAAGGUUCAAAAAUUCCCUGCGCGCGCGCGGUUUUGUGAAUUUAUUCAAGUAUUAAAUUAUAUUGUCCAACAUGACGUGUAUAUGAAUCUCACUCCGAGAUUUCUAAGUAAUUAUUAAUUCUUAUAUGCUUGUCGUUGUACAAAUUUAAAAGGAAAUUAAUAUAUGUACGUUUGUAAAUAUAUCUCCCUCGUAAUAACUUGUAUUGCAUGUUCAAGUAUUGCAAGCAUAUAAGAUGUUUCUCAAUUCUGAAUUCAGGUUAUGCUUUAUUGGGAAUGCAUUCAUUUUAUUCCUAUGCAAUAUUAGUUAUAAGUGUUAUAUUGUUUUUUACGGUUUAUUUAUGAUUUGUGAAUUGGAGAGCAGUAAACAUCCGGAGCUAAGCGGCCUAUUGACGAGCCGCAAUCUUGUUUUGUAUCUACCUCGUUAGCUCAUACGUAGUCCUAGUACUAGUAUGUCCUAGACUUUCUUUUACCUUGUAUCGUAUAUGUACUCCGAGCCAUACUCGUUUAUUAAUCUCUUAUGAUAAUCCAUAAACUGCCUAAAAGAAAUGCACAAAUAUUUUUUGAACCGUUCGCGGACUCGUCAAUAGACUCUAGCGACUCGAGAGAGUCAAUAUUACCAAAGUAAAGUUAUUACCGCCACGUCUUCCGUUCCGCGUGGAACAAACGACUAAUACGAAACUAGUCGAAAGGUACUCCCCACGACUGAGACAGCAGUUCACACAAGGUUUGGAGGUUAAUUUAAUCUCGUUUUGUUUUUGUUUAUUACUGUUCUAUUCAAGUGUAAAUAUGUGUCGAAUUAAGGAAUAAAGUGUAAUAUAAAGUAAAGCGGG
Molecule: messenger RNA, 4039 nt
Organism: Pieris brassicae (large cabbage white)
Lineage: Eukaryota; Metazoa; Arthropoda; Insecta; Lepidoptera; Pieridae
Gene: Csk
Product: tyrosine-protein kinase CSK
Exons: 16
Coding region: 338-2068 (576 amino acids)
Biological process (GO): protein phosphorylation
Molecular function (GO): ATP binding; protein tyrosine kinase activity
Source: RefSeq, a predicted model, not a curated record